AAUAUAAGUAAAAGUUUCUUAAAAGUUGAUAUUCUCCAAUAGAAUAUAUUUAUCAAGCGAUACACCCGCAUCGACAGACUAGGCAUCGCUGGUGUCGACACAGUACUGCAGACACACCAGCGAGACACUAGACACUUGACACUUGACACGGUCUUCUAGCCGGAACGGGAUUUGUCGUGAUUUCUCCACAUAUAUAGCAAGAGUAGGUACCCGAAAAAAUACAUAAUGUAGAGUAGGCGUCACAUGUGAUGGUGUCGAUGUGUGUCUCGUGUGUGUGUAUGUGUGUGGUGUGUGUGUGUGGUCGCGGGCGUGUGUGCGCAGGGCGGGGCUGAGGGCGGGACCGCGCCGGCCGCGCCACUCGCACUCGCACUCGCCUCGCACCGGUCUCGGAGCGAACCGGGUCGACAGCGGAGUACCGCGCUCGUCGCUCAGCUCACUCCGCGCUCGCGAGCCGUCCGCGUAACACGUCCGCGUCACUCUGUCCCGGGACACCACACACCACACCGAGAGACAGACCGACCGACCGCCCGCCGCGGCCAGCCGACCGUCUACCGCCGUCGAGUGCUCUGUGCAGUGAUUGCGAACUUUAACGUUUUGAGUGAUGACAACGAGCUCCAGAGACUUCUGAGAGAAAGGGUCGGCGUGCAGGGCGGCGCGACAACGCGCACGCGCCCGCGGCCACGAGUCGCCGCGACCCGCACACGCGUCCAGACCGGCCAGUGGCCAGCGGCCACCCUCAAGACAACCAUGGACGACAAGCAGCCCGCCGGCGAGGAGCACUACAGUCUGCGCUGGAACAACCACCAGGCACAUCUGCUCCGCUCCUUCGAGGCACUGCUGCACGCUGAAACACUGGUCGACGUCACUCUCGUGUGCGCCGAGAGGAGAGUGCGCGCCCACAAGGUGCUGUUAGGAGCGUGCAGCCCGCUCUUCAGGAGGAUAUUUAGCGAGAACCCGUGCAAACACCCGGUGAUCGUGCUCAAAGACUUUCAAGGAUGGGAGGUGCAAGCGGUUGUAGACUUCAUGUACCGCGGAGAGGUUUCCGUAGCGCAGGAGCAGCUGGAGACGGUAAUUCGCGCGGGAGAGUCGCUGCAGGUCCGCGGUCUGGCCGACCAGGAGGCUGCCGAGUGCGGGGAGUCGGAGAGGUCGCCGGUCGGAAGCCCUCCAACUGGGACAGCGGCCGCAUCACCGCCCGCAAGCCCGCAUAGCCCUCAACCUCGCCGCAAGCAGGCCCGCCCGAGAAGACGCUCCGGGGAGUCUGACACGCCGGAGAACCUGUCCAUGAGACGAUCACCGGGCGGCCUUAAGGCGGUGCGACUCGCCCGUGGCAGGUCUCCACACAAGCAGGAGCCCGAGGAGCCGGAGACGGAGGCCCCGCCGCCGCCACGUAUGUUCCAGCCGCACCAAGACAUGUUCCCUCCGGUGCCGCCGCCCGCUGUAUCAGCCCUGUCUCUCACACCACCUCACAUGUUCGGCAUGGAGUCCCCCCUUGGCCUGUUCCCCCCGGGCCUGGAACACAAGAUGUACCCCCUCAUGGACGUGGAACAUCGCGCACCACCUCUCGAUGCUCAACUCUUCACCAACGUCAAGAAGAAAUGGCGACCUAAGGGCCAGCACAGCGCCCCGCGCGGAGGACCGCCCCGCUCUUGGACAAACGCUGAGCUUACGGAAGCCCUGCAACACGUGUGGAACAAGAAGAUGACUACGAGCCAAGCGUCAAGGAUAUUCGGCAUCCCAUACAACUCGCUGCUGAUGUACGUGAGGGGUAAAUACGGGAAGAGCCUCAAGUUGGAGCAGUUACGGAAGGAUUGUAUCGGAGGACCUCUUGAAGUACUGAACCUGAACUCAGGAAACAACAACAACAAUCAUCCGAGCAAGCAUCACGACAAGGACGAACAGCACAGUGCGAGCCAGCGGCCGGCCAGCUCGGAGCCCGACAUCCCCGGCAUGUUCAAUCCCUUCCAACAGGGGUUCUACCCAGUUCCCCCCGGUUUUCCCAUGCCGCUGAACAUGUUGCAUUUACUGCCUCCCAGCGAGAAGGCGCGCGAGUUGUACCAGUCGAUGCCAAUGGCUUUGGACUCGCUUUCCGCUGCCAAAGAGGAGGACUGUAAGAGCGAUCGCUCUAAGGAGAACUCAGCAGACGAGGAGAGUGACUCAUUUAGGACGCACGCGCCCCUCCCACCACAUCCAGCGCCACCUCUGCUGCAUCAUAACGGACAGGACUAGAGUCGCCCCUACUCCAACAAUAUCCCUAACGAGUCGAUGCCUGGCCCCUAUUACAAUCCUGGCCCCUAAUAUUUUAAACCUUAAACACCGUACCUUUUAAAUAUCACGAUCUCGUCGUCCUGUUCUUUGUUCGGGAGGUCGUGUUUCUAUAAUCUAUGGACACCAUCGCUAGGUACGCUAUAAGCAACGGUGAAACUGGAGUUUUGUUAGUGUAUCCCUGAGACGUUUAUUGUGAUUGUAUAUUAUUUACUUAAAUUAUAUCGUGCAAUAUCUAAUAGAGGAUGUUUUUAAACCUAGAUAUAUGGAGUAUACUGAAAGAAUUUCAGUUUCGCUAGAUCUAAUCAAAGUCAGGUUAACACGGCUCAGGUGGAGCGUCCGCGUAUAUAAUUAGUUAAAUUUAUUAUAAAAAUAAAGAUGUGGUUAUAUUGUAAAUGUAUAUCUAAAGUCUCAUAAGUGAUAGGCGAUAAUUUAUUAUUCCGAAGGAGUGCAAUAAGUAUGAAAGGUGUGUUGUGAUUGUUAUCGAUGAGGCGAUGUGUUCUUUGUUACAUUCCAUUCUGACAUUCCAUAUUUGAAUUGAGUUUAUUUUUUAAUUAUAAUUCAUAUCGCUAUAAUCUACGGUUUUCAUGUUUAAAGUCUAUGUCUGAACGAAUACUUGUCUAUGUCCUGUGUUGAUUCCGUUGUAGAUAUUAUUUUAUUACACGUACGUUGACUUCCGCAUUUCACCAAAGUUUGUAAAAUAUUUCGUAAUUAUAGUUUUAUUCGUAUUAACAAUUUUUAAAUGUAAAUAGUUAUUAUAUAAAUUAAUGGUAUAUAAAUUUUAAUUACCCAUUAAUUAAGGGGACACACGUGUCUAAAAUGGUAAAUAGUAGUGUAUUUGUAAUUGUUGUAGAAUUAGUGAGGUGAAUUCAGUGAACUGUUCGAUUAUCGAUAGUCGAGUCGAUGACGUCGUCAUAGGAAGGUCCGCGACGCACUAGUCACGCCCACACAAGGUAUCCAGGCCAACUGAUCAUGAUAUAUUAAAUUUAUUUAAUACCAAAAAAUUUACGUCACACCAACGACAGUCGCAAGACAGUCUUAAGAGGGUCGCAAUCUUAUAAGACAUAAAUAAAACACAUCACGGAGUUCGUGAGCCUGAGCCCGCAAUCAUUCGGGUGGUCCAUUACAUCGUGACGUAAGCAAUUUUGUGAUUACAGAUUAAAAAAAACAAAGAUUCUAUUACCAAUGAAGACAGUGCGCGCCAGGUUAGACAAAUAAUGUAUCUGCACUCAAUGUUCAAAUAAAAAGGAGCUUUCAAGAUUUUAGUGAAUAAUGAAAGUUAGUGUAAAUCAAGUCGACACUACCUGGCUUAGGUAAUUAAUUGUAUACAAUGAUUUCUUAUUGAAUUAGAGAUGCCACGUGACUAUAAAGGACAAGUCGUAAACUUUACCUGUGUACAUACGAUUUAGUUAUACAAAAAAUUUAUAGCUGAGGGGAGGUAUGAUGUUUUCCUUGAGCAUUAUUAAAUUUAUGAUAAAUUGUUUUGUAGAAUAUUUCCUCAUCUGUACCACAUCACCGCGGUCUCCGCACACAGAACAUUCUAAUUAAUUAAAUCACAUUGAAUAUAAUUAAACGAUCCGAUACACAUUAAAAUCUGCAUAAUUCUGAAGACUGAAAACUAUUUUCGACUCUCUUUUGUAUAAAUAAUGAUCACAAUAACUCCGAAUAACAGAACGAAAGCUGUAGUACACAAUAGAGUCACGUCAUUUUACAAUAUAUCAUUACAGGGAUUUUUAAAUAUAACGAAUUGUAUAAUUGUCAUAAUAUGUACCUAUAGUUUAACAGAUUGUAUAAUUACUGCUCUUUCCUGUGUUUUCUUUCCGCUUCUAUUGUUAAAACUGAAAGUCGAUUUCAAUAUUAAAUUAAACCACUUUCUCAUCUCUAUGGGCGUAUAAUAAAGUUUUAAUGUAGCUAAAUAUUUUUUUUUUAUAUGGAAAUUAAUGGAGACGGCUGUAUUAAUUAAAAGUACAUUCAAUAUCGUUUCAAUUUAGUAUAAUAUAUUAAAUGCAUGUGCCAAAAAAUUAAAUUAUAAUAUCAGCAGUCGUUCUCAAUUCACUUUCUUUCCGUAACUGUUUUUUUUUUAUCUGUCAAAGUAGUUUUAUGUUGUAUAGUGACUUGUGAUCGCAAAUUUCGACGUCAUUUAUAAACUUUACCUAAUUCGUACAAAUCCAGCAGUAUUAGAGUGAUUUUGUUAAAGUUUUAAUCGAAACGUUUUUAAUUAAGUUUGUUAUUUGUUAAUGUGUGUGACGGAGGAUAUAGUGACUAUUAUAACAUAUUUUAAUUAUUUUUCUAUAAGCAAUAGGAAUCUCAUAGAACAUAGUUUACGUUGUAGAUGAGAUUUAUAAUUGUUUUGGUUGUACAGAUCUAUAAUGUUGCCUUUUCUUUACAUUUCCUAUAAACACAUUUGUUAUAUUUACUUAAUGGUUUUUCAAAGUUGAUGUUUUAAUUUUGUGUAUUUCAAACAAUUAUCACCAAGAGCCAAAUCUAAGGACGUAAAUUUAAUAGGGACAUAAAUAUAAGAAUUUAUGUAUGUUUUAGUUUAAAAAAAUGUGAUUGUAUUAAUUUAGUAGAAAUCAAAUAUUUUAGUUCCUUCAUUUUUGUUACGAGUAUUUAUAAAAAAUAAUAAUAUUAUUAUUUUUAGCUUAGAAUAAUUGUUCUCCCGGUAAAGAUAUAAUUAUAAGUUGUGUAUUUUCAUUUGUUGUAUUUGCCUAAUAUAAUUACAAAAUAAAUUAAAUGAUAUCGUUACAUUAGGAUGUAAAAAAGAUUAUCUAUUUGAUCUUAAAAAUAAAUACGAAAAAAAUAUUUAUGUUCUAGUACCAUUUUAACGUGUAAUUGAAACGAUGGAGCGAUGUAGUAAAAUUCGUUUACGGUCACCGACGUAAAAUGUAAAAAUAAAAAUAUGAAAUACC
Messenger RNA from Danaus plexippus (monarch butterfly), 5171 nucleotides. RefSeq names its product protein jim lovell (gene lov). Gene Ontology annotation, molecular function: protein binding; DNA binding. Gene Ontology annotation, cellular component: nucleus. The record is from RefSeq and is a predicted model, not a curated record. Gene Ontology annotation, biological process: regulation of transcription by RNA polymerase II. NCBI's taxonomy places the organism in Eukaryota, Metazoa, Arthropoda, Insecta, Lepidoptera, Nymphalidae.